Messenger RNA from Tribolium castaneum (red flour beetle), 3901 nucleotides. RefSeq names its product Secretory 31 (gene Sec31). Gene Ontology annotation, molecular function: structural molecule activity; protein binding. NCBI's taxonomy places the organism in Eukaryota, Metazoa, Arthropoda, Insecta, Coleoptera, Tenebrionidae. The transcript is spliced from 8 exons. Gene Ontology annotation, biological process: endoplasmic reticulum to Golgi vesicle-mediated transport; intracellular protein transport; endoplasmic reticulum organization. The coding region runs from base 282 to 3791 and encodes 1169 amino acids. Gene Ontology annotation, cellular component: endoplasmic reticulum exit site; COPII vesicle coat. The record is from RefSeq and is a predicted model, not a curated record.
AUAAAACAGAAUCCUGCGUUACCGACCAGUCUUUCCAAUUAAAAAUUCCCAAAAUUUGAUUAAUUUGUCUAAAAUCGUAUCGCUAAUUUAAUUAUUCGCUUUACCACCUUACGUUAGUGUCUCAUAAAUUUUAUUGCCCCUUGAUAACAACUAAACCAAUGAAAAAAUAAGUUCGGUUAGGUCGUGUUGACGUGUUCCUGUCAUCUGAUUGUCAGUCGUAAAAUAAGUUAAGCCACGUUGGAUGUCUUCCCGUGUGUUUUACGUUAAAUAAGUGCUUAACCAUGAAAGUGAAAGACGUGGAGCGCACCGCCAACGUAGCGUGGUCCCCCAAGAAUCAGAGCCCCAUUUUGUUAGCAGCCGGGACAGCCGCCCAACAGCUCGACGCCUCCUUCAGCACCAAUGCCACCUUGGAGAUCUAUUCCCUCAACUUGGGGGAGUUGGGUCCCGAUAUGGUGCUCAAGGCUGCGACCCCGAGCGAGCACCGCUUUCAUAAAAUCAUCUGGGGGGCUUACGAGAGUCAUGGGACCAUCGUGGGUGGGUGUGAUGGGGGCCUGAUCCAGAUUUACAGCGCUUCCAAGUUGAUGAAUGGGGAGAAUGGGCUGAUUUGUCGGCAGAAUAAGCACACAGGGCCUGUGCAUGCGCUUGACUUUAACCCCUUUCAGCAGAAUUUGUUCGCAACGGGGGCCGGGGAUUCCGAGAUUUUUAUCUGGGAUUUGAAUAACACCAACACGCCCAUGAGUCCUGGGUCCAAGUCGCAGCCGCUGGAGGACGUUCUGGCGAUUUCGUGGAAUAGGCAAGUGCAGCAUAUUUUAGCGUCGACUUUUGCCUCCAAGUGUGUCAUUUGGGAUUUGAGGAAGAACGAACCGAUUAUUAAAUUAACGGACACUGUCUCGAGGGUUAGGUGGAAAAUGAUUGCAUGGCAUCCGGAAGUGGCCACGCAGUUGUGUUUAGCUUCUGAGGAGGAUCACUCUCCCAUUAUCCAAUUAUGGGACCUCCGUUUUGCCACAUCCCCCCUUAAAACACUCGAGAAUCACCAAAGAGGCGUAUUAUCAGUGGCGUGGUGUGCCGAUGAUCCCGAUUUAUUAGUCAGUUGUGGUAAAGAUAAUCGUAUUAUUGCCUGGAAUCCAAAUUCAAAUGAACCAAACGGAGAGGUUCUCUCCGAAAUUGCAAAAACGAAUCAAUGGAAUUUUGAUGUACAGUGGUGUCCUAGAAAUCCAGCCAUUAUUGCAUGUCCCAGUUUUGAUGGACAUGUUUCUGUUUAUUCUUUAAUGGGGGGCAAGACCCAACAGAUACAAACCACGAAUAAAAUUGCUGAUAGUUUUCCGGGAAUGGAUGGAUAUGUUCAAGCUCCUGUUCUACAGCAAAGCUCGGCACCAGUCAGUGUGGAUUUAAGUAGACCACCAAAGUGGCUUAAGAGACCAGUUGGAGCCAGAUUUGGGUUUGGUGGCAAAUUAAUUUCGUUCGAUAACACUAAACCCGACGUUGAUCAAAUCAGCCACCGAACGGUUCAAAUCAGUCAAGUUAUAACCGAACCAGAGCUAGUCCAGAAAUCAACCGAACUGGAACAAGCUCUCGAAUACGGCAACUUCACUGAAUACUGUUCCCGCAAAGCCGAAACCACAAACGAUCAACACACCAAAUACAUUUGGCACUUUCUGCGUGCCAACUUCGAGGAAAACCCUCGCGCGGAACUAUUGAAUUUAUUGGGCUAUCGCAUCGAAGACGUCAAUAACAAACUCAACCAAUUCGUCCACAAAAACAAAGUUGACGGAGUAUCGGAACGUUUAGAGGACUUGGAUCCAUUUGACGCAAUUGUCGAUAAUAAAACAGUGACAAAACCGUUCAAAAUCAAAACUGGUGACGACACCGAAGGCUUAAUCACUCAAGCGCUGCUUUUGGGGAACGUCGAAGCGGCGGUUGAGUUGUGUUUGGAGGCGAAGCGCUUCGCCGACGCUAUCAUUAUUGCAAUGACUGGGGGCUCGGAUUUAUUGGCUCGGACCCAACACGCGUACUUGGAGCAAUGCGAGGGCUAUGUUUCGUCGCUGAUUUCGGCUUUGGUGUCCGAAGACUGGGCUUCUGUUAUCAAUAACUGCGACCUGAGCAGUUGGAAGGAGGCACUUGCGGCCACUCUGACGCACUCCACCGACGAGGCGUUGCCCCUUCUGUGCGAACAGCUCGGAAAUCGCCUCAGCCACGGCGACGCCAAACUCAAACAAGACUCCCAGCUGUGCUACAUCUGCGCUGGGAGUUUCGACAAUCUGGUCAACUCCUGGAGCGGCAAUGCGCAGAAUUCCACCAGCGAUUUGCAGGAUUUGGUCGAGUUGGUGGUGUUUUUGCAAAAGGCGGUGGAAAGGCAAGGGCGGCAGGUGCAGAUUUCGGGCGCUUUGGCCGAUUUGCUGGGCAGGUAUGCGUCGAUUUUGGCCUCGCAGGGGAAUUUGUCGACGGCGUUGAGUUACUUGGGGAGUUCGCAAGACGAGAAGGUUGCGGCGUUGAGGGAGCGCUUGUAUAUCAGUUUGGGGCAGAAGCCGGGGUAUGGGGCGCAGAGACAGGCACAGAGUCGGAGGUCGAGUCAGAGACAGUCGUUUUCGAGUUAUCCGAACAUGGGGGCACAGUUUAAUUCAGGACUGCCGAAUGCAGCGGUUCCGGUGUCUCAGCCGUGGCAACCGCAGCCCCAAAUGGGGGGUUUUAAUCAACAACCACCGGCGAGGACGUUUUCGCCGGCGCCGCCGAGUCAGCCGACGAGGCCCCCAAGUGUGGGAUCUAACCAUGGUGGUUCUGGCACGGGCUUGCCUUCGCGUAAAUACGUUCUGGACCCCUCUGUAACCUCCAACCCCUACGGAGCGCCUACGAGGAACAUGUACGCCCCCCAACCUGUCUCCAACUUCCAGAACAAUAACUAUGGGGCCCCAUCACCAAUAACACCCUUGGUUCCUUCCAAUAAUAAUUACGUACCCAAUCCUGUACCAAUGGUACCCAAUCCACCACUCAAUCCCACUCCUUUGGUACCAAAUAUCCAACCACCGCCGCCUAUGACGAGCGAGAUGGGCCAACCUGCCACAGAAAAAUACUUUCCUUCUAGUGCCCCCGGCUGGAACGAUCCACCUCCACUAAACAAACCAUUGAGACCACAGUGUUACGGUGAUAAUGUUGAAAUGUCAGCAGUGCAUGCUGGGACGAAAUUAUGGAAACCAAAGCCCAAACCAGAGGCAUCCGUCCCAUCUCAACCCAUAACGCACCCAUUGUAUGGGUCGGCGCCCACCAACAACGGUUACGGAACCGAACCACAAAUGUUCCAACCACAGCCAACUAAUAAUUUUGCCCCACCUAACAAUUUCACACCGCCUACUACGUUCAAUCCGACUGGUUUUAAGUCAAAUGCGGUCAAUUUUAACCAGGUCCAAAACCAAACUCCUGUGGUUCCAGAGAAACCACAACCAAUUCAAAAACCACCAAUUCCCGAAGAACACAUACACAUGCAAACCGUUUUUGACGAGUUGAAAUAUCAGUGCAGUUGUGCGGCUAAUAAUCCGCAAACCAAGCGAAAAUUGGAGGAUGUUGGCCGAAAGUUAGAGUCGUUGUAUGAUUUGUUAAGGGAACAGAAACUGUCACCCAACACUUUAGGAGCGUUACAUCAAAUGGUACAGUUGGUGCAAAACGGAGAUUAUACAGGAGGACUGAAUUUACACACUCAGCUAGUGUCAGGGCCUGAUUUCGCUCAAAUUGCCAGUUUUAUGCCCGGGCUUAAAGUUUUGUUACAGUGCGCUUUACAAUUGCAAGUUUAUUUAAGAUAAGGUCUAACCAUGUAUUAUUUUGUUUUAGAUGUUUAUUUUUUUCUAUUGAUAGUUGGAUAUAAUCAAAUAUAUAAGCUGGCGCUUUUUUAAAUAAAAUAUAACAAAUGCAA